Molecule: messenger RNA, 1873 nt
Organism: Sardina pilchardus (European sardine)
Lineage: Eukaryota; Metazoa; Chordata; Actinopteri; Clupeiformes; Clupeidae
Product: t-SNARE domain-containing protein 1-like
Exons: 3
Coding region: 890-1873 (327 amino acids)
Source: RefSeq, a predicted model, not a curated record
AUAGCAAAAAAAUCCAUUUUUUAUCAUUCUUAAUUUUUUCCCUAAAGCUAGCCUGGAAUGUCAUUGACAUCUCCAGAAAAUUUGGUCUGUGAUUUUUGAGGCAUUGGAAAAAAAGAAAAAGAAACCAACCACUGCAAAAUACAAUUCAUUUUAAUAGGACACCUUCAAUUAAGUACUUUAUUAUAGUAGAGAUCAUGCACGCUUUUUCAUGAAUGAUAAUGAAAAUAAAUACUAGAGUCACAAGUAAUAGACCUCCACUCUAGGUUACGCUGAAGGUAGAGGAACAAAAGCUAAAAUAGAUAGAUAGAUAGAUCCUUUUAUUAAUCCUUUAACAGGAAAUUACAGUGUCACAGCAGCUUCAAGACAGACAUAACACCACACAUUCAUACACAUAUAUCCAGACCUAAUAAAUUAAUAAUAAGUUAAAAAUACUUAAAAACUAUAAAUGACUAAGUAAAAUUAUUUUUGUGCAUUAUAGAGUCUUAUGGCAGUUGGGAUGAAAGAUUUCCUGUAUCUCUCAGACUUGCACACUGGUGCAAUCAGUCUUUGACUGAAGGUGCUAUUGUUUACCACCUUCAGAGAGUGGAGUGGGUGAGCAGGGUUGGCCAGUAUUGAGCCCAGUCUAUUCAAUGUUCUGGGGCCUCAUUUAUAAAACUUUGCGCAGGAUUGACGCCAGAAAAUGGCGUACGCUCGAAACUCAGAAUGUGCGUGCGCAAAAAAAUAUUCUGAUUCAUAAAACCGUGCGCACGCAUGUUCCACGCCAAUUACCCUUUAUAAAUCACAAUCCACUUCAAAGUUGCGGCACCUGUGCGUACCUCAAGACACACCCAUAAUUGCUUAUAAAUAUUCAGCGAAACGCCCUCAAUGAAUAUUGAUAUAUGUGGAGAAUAUGGCGAAAAGCGACAGAAACACAAAGAAGCGCAACUUCACCGACUGUGAGGUGGAAGUUCUAGUCAACGAAGUUGAACAGCGUCAACGAGUUUUGUUUGGGGGACAUAGUUCGGGAAUAACAAACGCCAAAAAAACUUGCGAAUGGGAGCAUGUGGCCCAUGCGGUCAACGCCGCAGCUUCUCAAGGCCGCACUAUAGCGGAAAUUAAAAAAAAAUGGUCCGACAUUAAGGUGGACGCCAAAAAACGGAUCGCAGCACACCGCCAAAGUGUCCGUGCAACGGGCGGGGGAAAAGGACAGCCAGAACUGACCCAGCUGGACGAGAAACUGGCUGGAAUCAUAGGAGAGACCCUCCUGAGCGGAAUUGUGCGUGAGGAGGAGGGUGACACUGAUGUCGGGCCACAUGAGACAGCCGAGGACUCGGUUGCUGGGUGUUCUAGUGAGGCCAAUGUUGCGGCUGCGGCAGCGGAGGUCCCAAGUCCUUCCACGGCCUCUGAUCCACCUGCAGCCACUCCGCGACCAGCCACCAGUGCCCGGGUCCUAACUGAUGCAGUACUGCAGGUGCAGCGGGAACACGUGGAAGCCAUCCGGGAGGUCGCCCGCGAGUUGAGAGAAAUAAAAAAUGAGUUGUCUGAACUAAAUGCCAACAUUAAAGAAUUUGUUCAAAAGUAUGCUAAUGAUUCCUGUCCUUACCUUAUUAUUCACAAGCGGCGCAUCACCUCCUCGCGCUGGCGCAGGGCUCCUGCGUUGGGGUGGAAUGCCUGGGGAUGGGGAUCGGGGUCGAGAGCAAGCCCCCCCCGUGGCAUCCAGGCAACGCCACCUGCCCUUCAGGAGACCGAUGGUGCGCUCCACAACCGCGCGCGCCUGGCUGUGACGCAAGUUGUAAUGGGUCUCCUCAGGCGUUUGGGGGUUCAUGAAUGGCGUGAGAAGCCACUGUUUCAGCGGAUAACCACUGUCACCUAUACAACAAAACUGAAUGAGUAA